Penaeus vannamei (Pacific white shrimp) is the source of this 1301-nucleotide messenger RNA. NCBI's taxonomy places the organism in Eukaryota, Metazoa, Arthropoda, Malacostraca, Decapoda, Penaeidae. The record is from RefSeq and is a predicted model, not a curated record.
CAAUGUGUCAGCUUCACCUGUGGAAAGCCCAUGAACUAGACAUAGAUCUCCUGACAUGUGGAAUAUGCCAUACAUAUAAAACUCCAACUGAACAGAGGUUGGUCACUCACCAGAUGACACAUUCAGACAGAAGGGACCAUGUAUGCAAGACGUGUGGGAAGAGUUUUCGGCAACAGGCACAGCUCUUAAACCAUCAGGUGGUCCAUGUGACUAGUCCUAGUAAUCGGCCAGCUUGGGCACAAAAGGGAUGCUGCCCAGAAUGCAAGAGAUGGUUUACCGACAAGAAAUCCAUGAGACUACAUAUCAAUGCUGUGCACAUGAAAGUAAAGCCACAUGCAUGUCCCCACUGUUCAUAUAGAUGUUCCAGAAAGUUUGACUUGAAUGUCCACAUGAGGCAACACACUGGAGAACGCCCACACAAAUGUGAGCUGUGUGGUUGGCAGUGCAGAGACCAUAAUGCCAUGAGAAGACAUAAAGUUAUCCACCUGCACAUGAAGCCACUUAAAUGCCCCCAUGCUUUCUGUCAGUUUGAGAGUAGACAUUCCACUUACUUUAAGAGACAUGUAUCCAAGAAGCAUCCAAAAGCUGAGGCAAUCUAUAAGUGUCAGAUUUGUCUUAUGGAAACUCCAAACUUGACUGAGUAUAUUGCCCAUUCUUCAAAUCAUGAAAAACAGUUAGUUAAAGAGGCUUUCAAGAUGAGGAAUGAUGCCCCUGAAACAAAGAAAGAAAAUGAAAAGAGCCAUGCAGAAAAAACAGCUAUUGAUUCAAAUAAAUCAGUAAAGGUUAAGAUGGAGGCAUCCAGAGAAGCACCAGUGAAUUCAACGAGUCACGAAAUUGGUCCAGAGACAAUUAUGUUUGAAACUGUUACUACUGCUAAUGAUGACCAAAAUACUCAGGUCAUCACCAUUAAGCUAGAGGACAUGGAGGAAACACGAACCCAUGAUCAGGAAAUGGGCUUGCUAAGUUCCCAGAACAGACUUGAAAGUUAUCACAAGGGGAAUGAAGGUUGUAAGUCAGGAGACUGCACCAUGGAAGAGGAAGGUACUAUAUUAAACCCCGGUGCUUCAGAAAGGACAGUUUUGGGUAUUGUUGACAGCAGCAAUUCAGAAGCAACAGUAUUGAGCGUCAGUGGAGACCAGACACUGAUGAGCCUUCCUCAAGUUGUGCUAUCGGAAGAUGGCCAUCAGUAUAUCAUUGGAAUCACUCCAGAUAGCAUUAAUGCUAAUGAGACAAGUAUUUUUGCCUUACAGCAAACUGAAGAGCAGCAAUAAAGUGAAUGACAAGUUCAACUGUGAUAAUGU